CAGUAGAUGUUGCUUUGGAAAGCUCUUAUGUUGCGACAUGGCUUCUGGCCCGCUGUUGGUUUGCUGGCUGGAGGACUCAGAUGUCCCUCGGUGGGUAUUGCCGGCCUCGCGAGGUAUGCAACUGGACCCAGGCAGCCGCUGGCUUUGCUACCCAGCUGGCAGGAAUACCAGAAGAGCGGUUUGGAUGCCUGGAUGGGCCCACCGAUCAAAAUUUUCAUCGGUCAUCGUGCACGGCAAGUUUCAAUUGCAUCAAGGCUCUACUGGCCAACCAAGCCUUGACGGUCUGCGAUUUAAACGCGUCCGCCUGAGGGACCGUAGCAUCUCUGAUGAGUUGCGCAAGGCUGAUGCCCAUGGGGUCAGCGUGCUGCCUAGAAGCGGGCAUUUGGUGGUGGCUGAGCAGGAGGUAACUUGGCAGCUGCGUCCGCCCCCUGCUUUGCGUGCACUCUACACGACUGGAACUUGCAAAGAGGAACACUAUCUCCAGAUGCUGCGGGAACUGGUAGGGCUCCUCAACUUCCGAGCGGUGAGCGGAGCUGUCCGAGGAGUGGAUGGCAAGGACAUGAGGGCUGCUACACAUGGCCUCCAGCAGUGUCAGGCACCUCCAGCGGUGUGUGAACUUGGAGCCAUUGCAGUGCUUCUGCUGGGGGCAGGGCGGGCAGCGCUGGGAUUGCUUCGUGGGUUAGACCAGAGUGGAAGCGAUUUGCAAGAGCACAAGGUGAUUAAGACCUACGCGGUGCGUGGGAGUGAGAAGAAAGGCACUGGUCGCUUCCAACUCUUUGAGGACGCCAAGAAACGCGGCAGGGGCUGCAAGUCCGAAGGGGCCAAGUUGCGGCGACAGAAUGCCAUUCGAUUCUUUGAAAAGAUCAAUGCCAAGUUUGCUGAAUGGGGAUCUGAGUUGCAGCGCUUGAGGAAAGAAGAGCCUGAGCUGAGCCAGGGUUUGUGCCGAGCCUGGCCGCCCAGUGUCGUCUUUUUCAGCGGAGACCUGCGACUUCGUAGACUCUUGCUUGAUUGUAAGAAUCCACGCUGUCCGCUUCCAGAUGUCUCGCAAGCUCUUGAUGCCCCUGAGCGCUGGAACAUGUCAUUGAUUUCGAGGAGAGAGGUCUUUGGAUCAAAGUCCCUGGACCCUACGGUGACUUGGAUCCGAGCCUGGAGGCCUUGCAGCGCACAACACGAUUCUUGUGUGCUGGGGAAGUCGCCGAGAAACCAAGUGAAAUCGAGGACCAGAAGGACCAAACCACGCUGAAUGAUCCGCAGUCAUGACCAAGGCUUCGAGCGAGCGGGAGAGGACAGAUGGGUAGGGAUGGGUAGGGAUGAAAAAAAGGGGUGGGCUUUGGACUGUAGAUUCCAUAUAUCUGGUCCCACGAGACUUGGGAUUCUACAGGCAACUUUUAAAAAUGCCUUGGGAGUUAGGAAUUAGAUAUAGCCAAAAAUGCACGGAACAAAUAAGAGAGGAUAUAGUGGAUGAAAAAUGCAAGAGGGAACAGUGGGUGUCCGCUGGCAGGUGAGUUAGGAAAUAGUGGUUUGGGGGAAGGAGAAAACAAGAAGUGGCUCCACACUCUUCUUUCCCCAUUCAUUCCUGAGCUCAAGUCAACCUUCGUGUGUAUGUGUUCUCUGGCAGCUCCAGCAUGCCACGACUUUAUGGCCAUUACCAGCUCACAUGCACAUGAGUUGGGACUAUAUAAGUUGCUAGCUUUUGCCCAAGUAUGGGAUCGGAACGCUAGAGUAAACAUCCUUAAAUCAAGCUUAAGCUUGCUAAUAAUGCUUGCUAUGUUGCCAUGAAUCGGUGAAGGCAGAUGAGUUGUGUUCGGCCAGACGGCCAGUGUAUGUUCCGCAACUCCCAACCCAUGUGUGACCAGUAUAUAUAUAUAUUUAGUAGAUUAGUAGAUGUUACAGGACACUCAUGUUGUGCCACUGAAAGCGGUCAAACUUUGAGCUGUAUUAUACAUAUAGCUGUUGGCCUGGUCCUAUUUUAUAUGCUUUGCCAAUCCAUGACAGUCACAAGUUGCCUAGGUUUGGAGGUUGCAGUUUAGCUACCUGGUAUUACCUGGAGAGCUAGGUGACCCCAAAGCCAGAUGAGUUUUGAGCCCGACCUGCCUAUGCAGUUACUUUGAGUCAGCUUGGUUCCAGGGUCCAAGGUUGUGAGUUUCUUGAUUGGUUUGCUCUGUCGCAAGUUCCGCAAGAUUGAAGAAGUGGUAUCUUGUGCCAUUGGAAUCCUUAUCGUUGGGCUCUCCACUGUGGAAUGUGCAAAGCAGCUCCUCAACAACAUUGCCAUUUGUUGCCCGAAAGUUUGACCAUUUUCAAGUACGCCCGGAGAAUGAAAAAAUCCCAAGAGUUUGGCAAUUUGGAGGCGUUGUUUGAUUGUCAUGUCAUACAGUAGCAGCACUUUAUUCUUGUGGGUGGCGGGCAAGGUGUGGUCUAUGCUUUCAUGACACGCCCAUGCUGGUUCCUCACACCUGCCUGCAGGCAAUUUCCUUCGAGGCCCGUGCUGAUCCCUCGACUCGGGCGGUGGUGCGAACCCGCUAUUGAAGUGGCCAGGUUCCUCUGUACCGCCUUUUCAGUAUUGGACAUAGAACGAGCCGCGAGUGGAGCGGCCAACGCCUCUCGUUGUGGCCUCAACUCGUAGCGAAGAGCGCCAUGUAGACAUUGAAGCCAAAUGAACGCAACGGCGAAAAGGUGUGUCAUGUCAGCGUGCCGCUAGAUGCAAAUCCGGUCCUCCGUAGUUCUAUUGCCUCGAUACCCCUUUCGUUAGACAGCGGUGAAUACUCAAGCGGCUGCUCCGAGAAUGUGAGUGCUCAAGUUGCAUCAAUCAACA
Messenger RNA from Durusdinium trenchii, 2812 nucleotides. The record is from the annotation of a GenBank genome assembly. NCBI's taxonomy places the organism in Eukaryota, Dinophyceae, Suessiales, Symbiodiniaceae.